ACCUCCAUUCUCUCCUCCAACAUCUCCUCCGACCAAACCUCACCUCAAUUGAACCCCUUCCAUCCCUAGAAAGCCCAAAAUGUUCAACCUUCGGCGGCUCGUCGUCUCGGCCGCGCUGCUCCUCGGUGUGAGCAUGCUGCUCUUCAGCAGCACCGCCGCGGCUGCCAAGGGCCCCAAGAUCACCCACAAGGUCUACUUCGACAUCCAGCAUGGCGACGAGAGCCUGGGCCGCAUCGUCAUGGGUCUCUACGGCAAGACGACCCCCAAGACCACGGAGAACUUCCGUGCGCUCGCCACAGGAGAGAAGGGCUUCGGGUAUGAGGGGUCUACCUUCCACCGCGUCAUCAAGAACUUCAUGAUCCAGGGCGGUGACUUCACCAAGGACACCAACGGCUCGCAGUUCUUCAUCACCACCGUUGUUACCUCCUGGUUGGAUGGCAAGCAUGUCGUCUUCGGCGAGGUCCUCGAGGGCUACGACAUCGUCGAGAAGAUCGAGAACAUUGAGAAGGGCCCCGGCGACAAGCCUAAGCAGACCGUCAAGAUCAUCAAGAGCGGAGAGCUGCCUGUGCCCGAAGAAGGUAUCCACGUGGAGCUCUAGAGUGUGCUUCUGUGCCCACCACAACAACCAUCAUUACCUCCAUCCCAGAUCAAGACACCGGUACCACACUACCGAGACCCAAGAUUCCACACAUA
Molecule: messenger RNA, 693 nt
Organism: Cryphonectria parasitica EP155
Lineage: Eukaryota; Fungi; Ascomycota; Sordariomycetes; Diaporthales; Cryphonectriaceae
Exons: 3
Coding region: 80-598 (172 amino acids)
Biological process (GO): protein folding; protein peptidyl-prolyl isomerization
Cellular component (GO): fungal-type vacuole; endoplasmic reticulum
Molecular function (GO): peptidyl-prolyl cis-trans isomerase activity
Source: RefSeq, a predicted model, not a curated record